UCGACAACCUUAUAGGGUUCCCCUCUCAGCCUCUCUCUCUUCACAUCCAGCCGCUGUUCGAGGUGCGGCCAAUCACUCCUUCAGAAUGGUUUUCGUCAAGUCUCAGAAAUCAAAGGCCUACUUCAAAAGAUACCAGGUCAAAUUCAAAAGAAGAAGAGAGGGUAAGACUGAUUACAGAGCCAGAAUUCGCCUGAUUAAUCAGGACAAGAAUAAAUACAACACUCCCAAAUAUCGUUUCGUUGUUCGAUUUACGAACAAAGACAUUGUUGCUCAAAUUGUCUCGGCUAGCAUUGCCGGUGAUAUUGUUCUUGCUGCAGCUUAUUCGCAUGAGCUACCUCACUAUGGUCUCACAGUAGGACUUACAAACUAUGCUGCAGCCUAUUGCACUGGUCUCCUAUUGGCUCGCCGAGUUCUUAAGACUCUUGAAAUGGAUGAGGAAUAUGAAGGCAAUGUAGAGGCUACUGGAGAAGAUUAUUCAGUCGAACCUGCUGAUUCCAGGAGGCCUUUCCGUGCUCUCCUUGAUGUUGGUUUGGUCAAGACCACAACUGGUAACCGGGUGUUUGGGGCACUCAAGGGAGCUUUGGAUGGAGGUUUGGAUAUUCCUCACAGUGACAAAAGGUUUGCUGGUUUUGACAAGGAGAAAAAGGAGCUUGAUGCUGAGGUUCACAGGAAGUAUAUCUUUGGUGGACAUGUUACUGCCUAUAUGAAGACAUUGAUUGAAGACGAGCCGGAGAAGUACCAAACUCACUUCAGCCAAUAUAUCAAGAAAGGGAUAGAAGCUGAUGGGAUUGAGGAACUUUACAAGAAGGUUCAUGCUGCUAUUCGUGCAGAUCCCUCGAUCAAAAAGUCUGGGAAGCAGCCACCAAAGGAACACAAGAGGUACAACUUGAAGAAGCUCACUUAUGAUGAGAGAAGGGCAAAGUUGGUUGCUCGCUUGGAGGCGCUAAAUUCUGCGGUGGAUGAAGACGAGGAUGAUGAGUGAAUUUGUGUUGGGAGUAGAGUCAAUUGUUAAGUUGGAUUUUCAUUUUCAUUUCCUUAAAAUUUUUGUUGCUCGCACACUUUACUUUAGAUCAACAUUUUUGGGUAAUUUGGAUUAUCCUAGUUGGAGUUGUUUCAAUUUACAUGAAUUGUUUUUGAAAA
Messenger RNA from Vicia villosa (hairy vetch), 1140 nucleotides. RefSeq names its product large ribosomal subunit protein uL18. The record is from RefSeq and is a predicted model, not a curated record. The coding region runs from base 86 to 982 and encodes 298 amino acids. NCBI's taxonomy places the organism in Eukaryota, Viridiplantae, Streptophyta, Magnoliopsida, Fabales, Fabaceae. Gene Ontology annotation, cellular component: cytosolic large ribosomal subunit; ribosome. Gene Ontology annotation, biological process: translation; ribosomal large subunit assembly. Gene Ontology annotation, molecular function: structural constituent of ribosome; 5S rRNA binding. The transcript has 9 exons.